GUAACACCCUCGUCUUGAGAUGCCCCUGCUGGUAGGAUCUCGAAGUGUCUUUGCGUUGUGGGGAUGGGCGUGAUCAGGCUUAGGUCAUCCGUAGCUCGGGAGCCCUGAGGCAUCGCCGCCUUCGCCGACAAGGCUGCUCGAAAGCGGAUUGGUGAUGGCACGAGACAUAGGUCAACAGGAGACAUGGCAUCUUCACGGCCGUCGGCCUAUAUAAGACCUGCUCAGAUCCGGGGGAGAAGACCUGUGUCCAUCAGCAUCAUCAUCAUCAUCAUCAUCAUCAACACACCAGCAGAUCACGCAGAUCAGCUUCAAACCUUCACUCACCAGCAACCUCUACCGCAGCUCUCGCACCAGCUCCCACCACUCAAGCCUUCCACCUUCCCAACCAACCCUCAUACAACAGCAGUCGAAGCAGUCGAACAUCCAAUUCCAAGUAAAACAUUCACAAUGGCUGUCACCGGUUUCUUCGCCACCAGCUCCAUCGUCAACCGUGGCCGCUCCGGCUACAACAAGAGCAACUCGGACGACGACGACGAGAACAAGUUUGCCAACUUUGGCCGUUCCGGCUACAACAAGGGCAACUCGGAUGAUGAUGAGGAGAACCAGUUUGUCAACCGUGGCCGUUCUGGCUACAACAAAGAUGACAAGGACGACGAGGAUGACAACCAUCACUAGAUCAUCCUUUUGACCUCUCUUUCAUCGUUUUCGUUUCAGGCUUUUAAUUCUUGAGUUGCCGGUGGCUCACGGAGGACGAGGGUCAUGCCAUCUCUUCUUCUUUUCCUUUCUUUCCCUCUUCCUUUCCCGGCGCACUGCUGGGGGCUCUCAUCAUUU
Molecule: messenger RNA, 831 nt
Organism: Thermothelomyces thermophilus ATCC 42464
Lineage: Eukaryota; Fungi; Ascomycota; Sordariomycetes; Sordariales; Chaetomiaceae
Exons: 4
Coding region: 448-675 (75 amino acids)
Source: RefSeq, a predicted model, not a curated record